AUGGCGUCAAACCAGGACCCGAAAAAUCUCUCCCGCCUGGAGAUGGGCGUCUCUCAGUCCAUUGAGCAAUCACGAACCGUGCUGAGAACAUGGCAGAGAAAUGUGAUCCUUUUCAUCGUGAGCUGGAACUGCCUGGUGGUCACCUCGACCAGCACAUCACUGCUCAUCGCAACCCCGGAAAUCGCCUCUGACCUCAAUACGACACCCGAAAUUCUUAAUGCUGGCAACGCUGGACUGCUGAUUGCCAUGGGAUGCUCCGCUCUAUUUUGGUCCCCCCUGGCGGAAUUGACAAGCAGACGCAUCAGCUACAACAUUGCCAUGUUGGUAUUGCUUGGGGCUUCAAUUGGCACUGCCUUGGCUAAGGACAUGGGUACAUUCACCGCCAUGCGUUUGCUCUCCGGCCUCGAAGGAACGUUCUUUAUGGUAGCUGGCCAGACCAUCAUCGCCGAUAUCUUUAAGCCCACAGUUCGUGGCAGGGCUGUUGCUUGCCAGAUGGUCGGGGCAGUGGCUGGAACAGCUAUUGGUCCCUGUAUUGGAGGUAUUAUUCUCACCUACAGUAACUGGAGAAGCAUCUACUGGCUACAAGUCGCCCAAGCCGGCCUUGGCUUCGUCCUUUCGCUCGCAUUCAUUCCCCAUAUUCAAAGCGAGACACAGCAGUUGUAUGAGAAAAGUGGCGAUACCAAGAUUUCCGCUCUUAGAGUUUGGCAGAGUUUCAACCCUAUCAGAAUUUUCAAGCUUUAUUUUCGCCCACAGGUCCUCCUCGCCGAUCUAACCUGCGGGUUUCUGGCGAUUACGCAGUACGCCCUGCUCACCUCAGUCAGACACAUUAUCAAUCCAAGGUUUAAUCUGACGACACCACUCGUCAGUGGACUGUUUUACAUCGCACCAGGCGCAGGUUUCAUAGUGGGAAGCCUGGUAGGAGGCCGGAUAAGCGACCACACAGUGAAGCAAUGGAUAGCCAAGCGCGACGGUCUCCGGUUACCCAAGGAUCGCCUCAACAGCAGCCUAGUCCACUUAUUUAUUGUCUUGCCUAUCUCCAUGCUUCUAUUUGGUUGGAGUCUGGAGAAGAAUAUUGGUGGUUUGGCGCUCCCUAUUGUCAUGGCUUUUUGGAUUGGAGUUGGCCUCAUGGGGGCUUUCAAUGGGCUUAAUACUUACACUGCUGAAGUUUUCCCCGACCAAAGAGCCGAAGUAGUCAGUAGCAAGUAUGUCUUGCAGUACGUCUUUGGAGCUUCGGCUACGGGUGCGGUCGUACCGCUCCUGAACAGUAUUGGAGUUGGCUGGUCCUUUACAUUUUUUACAUUUUUCAAGAUCUUAGGAGGCGUCUUACUUUUAGUGGUAGCCCGGUUCGCGCCUGAUACCGGCGCGUGGGCACACGAUUCUCAGGAAGCUAGUUCGUGA
Clonostachys rhizophaga is the source of this 1398-nucleotide messenger RNA. Lineage: Eukaryota; Fungi; Ascomycota; Sordariomycetes; Hypocreales; Bionectriaceae. The record is from the annotation of a GenBank genome assembly.